CUUUACUCGAGCUCUUCCGCCGCUGAAGCGCCGUUCAGAGAUUUUCUGUCCGCCGAUCUGCGUCCAGUCACGGCGUCUGUGCGGCACCCUGAGGCCGGGAAGAGGAUCCAUCUGCCGUCCGGAGGGCUGGAGCUUCACUGAAAAUAAACCCGCGGAUGGUUUUGGACCUGGAAACCCGGGCCCGUAGCGGGAGCAGGGAGGAGGCCCCAACGCCCCCUUGUUCUGACCCAAAAAACAGCGCCGUCGGCCGGGCUGUCUGUCGAGCAGAAGGCCGGUGAGCCGCUGGCCGCUCCGGAGCUCGCAGGGUGGCUCCCGCGGAGGACGAUUAACGCGGUUGGAUCUAUUUUCUUGUCGCUCCCCAGCAGGAGGGAUUUGAAUCAGCGACCUUCUGGAGAUCCGCGGGCUGCUGUGAGCUAGCUCCCGGCUAGUUAGCUUCUGUCCCCGGCCAGCAGACAGCGGAGUCUGCGGAGGAACACAGGCGGGUUCCCGGUGCUUCCUCCUCGGUUCAACCCGCACCGGAGACACCGACAAUGGCGGCCUUGAUCAAAGAGAUCGUCAGCAGAAACAAACGGCGGUACCAGGAGGACGGCUUCGACCUGGAUCUCACCUAUAUUUAUCCAAACAUUAUAGCGAUGGGUUUCCCUGCUGAGCGUCUGGAAGGAGUCUACAGGAACAACAUUGACGAUGUCGUACGGUUUUUGGACUCGAAGCACAAGAAUCACUACAAGAUCUACAAUCUAUGUGCAGAGCGACAUUACGACACGGCCAAGUUCAACUGUCGAGUUGCACAGUAUCCAUUUGAGGACCACAACCCCCCGCAGCUGGAGCUCAUAAAGCCGUUCUGUGAGGACCUGGAUCAGUGGCUGAGCGAAGACGAGCAGCACGUCGCCGCCAUCCACUGCAAGGCGGGAAAAGGCCGAACCGGCGUCAUGAUCUGUGCCUACCUGCUGCACCGGGGCAAGUUCCAGGAGGCUCAGGAGGCUCUGGACUUCUACGGAGAGGUCCGCACCCGGGACAAGAAGGGUGUGACCAUCCCCAGUCAGCGGCGAUACGUCAUCUAUUACAGCUUCCUGCUGAGGAACCAGCUGCUGUACAAACCGGUCGCUCUGCUCUUCCACAAGAUGUUGUUUGAAACCAUCCCCAUGUUCACUGGAGGAACCUGCAAUCCACAGUUUGUAGUGUACCAGCUGAAGGUGAAGAUCCACACAUCGAACCCCGCCAACACCCGGCGGGAAGACAAACUGAUGCUGUUUGAGUUCCCGCAGCCACUUCCUGUCUGUGGAGACAUCAAGGUGGAGUUCUUCCACAAACAGAACAAGAUGAUGAAGAAGGAAAAGAUGUUCCACUUUUGGGUCAACACCUUCUUCAUCCCGGGGCCGGAGGAGAACCCCGACAAACUGGAGAACGGCAGCGCCGGGACGCUGCGGGAACCGCCCGACAGGACGCAGCAGAGCCUGGUGAUGAUGACGGGAGGAGACGGCAACGACAGAGACUACCUGGUUCUGACCCUGACCAAGACCGACCUGGACAAGGCCAACAAAGACAAAGCCAACAAGAACUUCUCCCCAAACUUCAAGGUGAAACUGUUUUUUACCAAGACGGUAGAGGAAGGAGCGAACUGUGAUGCGAGCAGCACGUCGGCCUCGGUGACGCCGGACGUCAGCGAUAACGAACCGGAUCACUACCGCUACUCGGAUACGACAGACUCGGACCCGGAGAACGAGCCGUUCGAAGAGGACCAUCACAAUCAGAUCACAAAAGUGUGACACACACACACUCUCACACACUUAGAUAUACGUGUGUGUGUGUAUAUACACACAGUAUGUAUGUAUGUAUGUAUACACACUCAUGAACCCCCAGAUGGAGACUAGCACGUUAGCUAACAGGGGAAUAUAACCGACGGACCAGAACUGAUCAAUGGGACUCAAAGAGCUCAUGUCAGUAUAUAAGCUCCUCCCCCUCCAAUCUUCUGCUCAGCUGGACAAUCACAGGAAGUGGCGGCCGGAGGCGAGGAGGGCGGGGAUAAGUGUGUGGGCGGGGCCAGGUCAAAUGGACAAUAAGACAGAUGAAUGGACAGACAGAAGGUUUAAAGAAUAAAGGAGUAAAACUUGAAUAUAAACAAACUGAAACACAAGUAGACUUCUUUAGAGAUGUUUGUUGGAUAAAUCCCCACAAUCCUUCCUUCCUGACCCGUAAGAAACUUUAUGCAGACCAAUCUUCAUUUCCAUCGCUUCAAUCUUCAGUUGUGACGCUGGUGGACUCUUCUCUCUGUGUGCUCACGGCCAAAUGUACAAACGGUUCUGAAUCUAAAUUAAAUCUGAACGUAUUUAUUGGUGCAACUUCUAGUGGUCCCGAAUAGUGAAUCCAGAUCCUCUCUCUAUCUCCCCCUGGUGGCUGACUGCAGUAUAGACUCUCUCUAUCUCGUAUAUAGUGAUGUAAUGAUUACUCUGUGUGGCUCUCGAGCCCGUGGAAAACAAACCAGUCCUCAACCCUGAACCAGCACUAGCGCCAGAACCAGAACUAGCAUUGGUGGAAAGGGGGACAAGUCAGUUAGUGGUCUAAGUACUGUGAUGAUUGUCUCUGUUCUCAACCAAAGAACUGAGCCCUCCAAACUUCUCUUAAGAAUCUUUCUCCCAAAUUUGAGUCAUGUUUGGACCAAGCUGGACCAGUCUCAGUGCUGGUCUUUACCAAAUGUGGACCAGUUUCAGGUGGUUUGGACUGGUUUUGAGGCAAAGCAGCACACAGAGAGAAGAGAUGGCUUGUUUGAAUGUGAUGAAGGUAGACGAGAAACUUAUUUUAUUCACAAUCUGCAGUUCUGUCAAUCAUCUACUGUUGAAACAACACAAACAGUUCAAACCUACUGUGAACAAUUCUACUGUCUGUCUGUCUGUCUCUGUCUGUCUGUCUACAGUUUUGCACAGAAGGAUUCUCUUCAAUCAGCUCCUACAGUUACAGUUUCCGUUAUAUCAAACUUUAAACAAGCUGCACGCAGUGUAACUAUUCCUUCAGCCAGUCGGUUAACUCAAACUACAACUCCAUAGCGCUUGGUUUUGAUGUGCCUGGGAAGCCAGGUGGGUGGGGUUUUAUAAAGAACUGCUCACUGAUGGCUUUAUACUCGAUCCAUCCAGAGAACAUUUGGUUCUUUUUAUAAAGCUACCGUUGGAGGUUUUAGCUCAACCUGGAGAUCAGAAUAUUGAACACGGAUAAAGUGAGGGUUGAUAUGAACGAUCAGUCUGCUCCUGACUCAGAUUUUUUUGGAUCAUCUGCCAGAGGAUGUUGAGAAACUGUGUUCCACCAAUGUGCUAGAAGAUUGUUUGAGCAAACAGGUGCUGGUCAGUCCCUCCAGGAAGUUGCGAUCUUAAUCUUAAUUACAGAGUUCCCACAUGUCCUGGAAAACCUGGAAAUUUGUUUCCCAGUCAUGGAAACACCUGGAAAUAAUCUCUGUUGUUUCCUCACUCAGUUCACCUUCUUAAACCCGGGUUAGUGGAAAACUAGUAAACUAGUCAAAUCACCGGAGACGCUGCAGAGAAAUGUGUCCCAUAAAUAUUGACCACAUACCUUUUAAUGAGUCGAAUCAUUGUAGCUUCCUGCACAAAACAUUGAGCCAUAGGUCACCAAACUCACUUCCUUGUUUAUAGUUUGAAGAUGCACACGUGACGCGUACGUCUCACAUUGACCCUCCAAACUUUGCGAUUUUAUUCUGGAACAAGUUCUCAAUUUUUCAUGAAUAAUACAAAAAAAUUGCAACUAUUUGUGCAACUUCUACUUUCUCCUGCAUUUUAUUGCAAAAAAAGCCAAAAAAAAUAAGAAAAUGCAUCACAGUUAUUUAGAACCCGCCGUGAAAUUUUAGGCCUGCGAGAUCCUGGAGGGACCGAUCAGUCUCCUGAGGUGUGACCUCUGUGUGUUUUUGGUUUCUGACAUUUCAGAAACAGGACGUUCUACAACUAUUACUCUGAUUAUUAAUCAUUUUACUCAUCACUACCACUUCUUGGAGACAUUUAAGCACUUGCUAACUGUACCUUUACCAACAGUUUUAGGAUCACAUUAGCAUUACAGGUUCAAGACUCCUCCAUCUGGAUCUUACAGAAGAUACUGAACGUUAGGGAUGCUCCUGUGUGUCUUUUUACAUCGUAGGUUUAUUUGGAGUCAUUACAGUGAACCUGUUCAGUUCCUGUUCUCUGUUCUCUGACUGAAUGCUGGUCCAUAGAAGAUCAUUCCAAACCAUUUUCUUAAUGUAAACAGACUUUAUUGUUUAGAUGCUUCCUGAUUGGUCGGUGUUCUACUGCAUAAACAUACCACGAAGUUGGAAGUACUGUUUGCAGUUUAGAGAUCGGAGAGGAGAUUUGUAUUGAAUAGCAGUGAAUUUGUUCAGAUUGGAGCAUCCCUAAUGUUUAUCUAAACCUCCAGAUUGGGUUUGGGCAGAAGUCUGAUUUCCGUCCUAACGUUUGGUGCUACUACCAUCAUCGGCCCUGUGUUGGUCCAGUAGUUAUUGAUUGUAGGUGCGGUAUUAAGACUCGGGAUUGGGUCUUGAGGUUCCCGUUGUCAAGCCUGUAGGCCUGAUUACACAGGACGUUCUCUGAAGGCUUGCAAACACGAAACUGCUUUUAUUCUGAGAAGCUCCAACUUUUAUCUGAUUGGAAAGUAAAGAAGUUGCAUCACUUUCUCACAGCGAGGUGUACCAGCCAGAUAAAUAUCCUGGUUCCAGACAGAUGAAUGAAACGGAUGAUCAUUUUCCUGAUUGGAAAAACAAUUGAGGCAAUCAGAGCGUUGUAGGUGGAUUUGAAAUGUGAAUGUUGUCUUCCUGCCACAACAGUCAAAUCUCAACAGAAAACACAACUAAAUGAGCCAAGAAACAAAAUGGACAUUGGGAUUCUCAAAAAUAAUCCUCAACUCCUUGAAGUCACUGGAACAAGUAGAAGAAAGUACGUCCUGUGUGAUCAAAUCUUUAGCAUGCUAACAGCUAGCCAUGGUUGAGCCUACAGUUCCUCUUGUUGGGUUUAAGGUGCUAAGCUAAGCUAGCCAGGGCUGAUGCUGAGUCUGUUCAUCUGUGGCGCUCUCCAGCAGCCACGAGUGUGGUCAGCAUGGCGAUCUGUCCACAGGCUGUUUGCAUUUUACACACCUCCUGUCCUGAGUCGUGUUAGGUGCUGUCAGGCCUGGUCUCACUUCCUGUCAUCAACCCGUUCAGAUGUGACUGGUGUCACCUCAUUCAGUGGAGCAACGAAUUCACCCAGGAAACAAACAGCCGUGGACUCUUAUGUCCGCUUUGUGUCAGUCAAGCUGAUUGGUUGAGACAACUUCCUGUUGGGAGGCGGGUUCAAACCCAAAAAUAAAGGCUUAAAUAUUCUUGUUUGUAAAAGUCUAAGAAAGCAAAAAGCUUUUAGUUCCUCCUGUUGAUGCUGGCGGGAUGCUCCAUGUACUGGUUUGCACUGACCGGGUUUCAGGUGUCUGAGUCCAGGCAGGUGCUGUCCACGUCUCCAACUGUUUCAGGUGCUUAAUAUCUUCUUCUUUUAACCAUUUUAUAGUUGUAGGUCGCAGUUCAGCUGCGUCAGAUCCAUUAGAAAUCCUUUGUGAUGAACCAGUGGAUUCAAACGUUUGUACCCUAAACUAUUCAACGUUUUUAAACAGUGUUCAGGGUUCCUGCACCGAACGGAGAUGUCACGACAGCAGAAAUGGAUUUUCCUUUGCAGUAAUGUUAGCUUUGACUUUGGACUCGUUAGCGGACUCCAUUUCAACAGCACAACAAGAACAUUUGUUCUUCAUUCUGGGAUCUCCCAGUUUCUCUCCGUUAGUUUCUGCUUUUUUUCUGCCACCACAAUGUGCAACUGCAGGGACGUAACUCUAACAUCCACUAAAGUGGUCUAUAGCUGCCCCGUCAGGUCCGGCAGAGUUCAAUCUCCGGUACUGUAGAAAACACGUCAUUCAGAACUAAAUCAACUUGGUAUCGGUUCUCGUGACAUCCCUAGAUAUUACCACGACCUCCGCACAGGAAACGGAAACCUGUUGAUUUAAAAACCUGAAGUUGAGUCUGAACGUUUGAAUCUGUAAAGGAACCUUCAACAAUCAACAGUUUUACACACAGAAGAAUAAACUCGAAGCUUCUUUAACUCUUUGUGUUUACAUCUCAUCACCAAACCUGCCAAAUGAAGCUCCGACUGAUGUUUGUUUGUUUGUUUGUUUGUUUGGAGUUGACGCAGUAAACAUGUCCUUUCUUGUGUUUGCCUUAAGGGGUGGUCACAUUAACCUUCGUUCAACCUAAAUAAUGGAGUCUACAGGUGAACUGAGAGUCCGCUGGAGAUCUUUAGUUUGUCGUUGUGGCUUUCGGACUGAGGCGUCAUGUGACCGUAACUUUACUAGAAACCAACAACAGUUUUCUGCUCUGAGUUGGUUCCACCUGUCCUUACCUGUCCUUACCCGUCCUCACCUGUCGCUCUCUGUAACACCUGUCCUUACCUGUCCAGGUGACUGAGCCCCGCCCCUCGGUUACUGUUGCUAACCUGUCUACAGUGGUGGCGGCAGUGUAAUCGCCCAUCAGAGCAGAUUAUUUUUGUUUGUUUCAGUGUUCCUGUUCAUGAUGAUUGUCGUGUUUUUAUUUGUCAGGUAUUGAUUUUGUAUCAGUCAGGAAGCUCAGCAGAACUCUGGCCUGUAUCACCACGGAUCAAUACUUCAUGUUAAACUGACCCUGCCCCCCCCCCGCACUUCUUUUAUUCUUUCCCUCCUCCUUUUAUAAUUAAAUAAAAACACUGUAAAGUGAAUAAACUAUUUAUAAACAUC
Messenger RNA from Dicentrarchus labrax (European seabass), 6771 nucleotides. RefSeq names its product phosphatase and tensin homolog B (gene ptenb). Gene Ontology annotation, molecular function: phosphatidylinositol-3,4-bisphosphate 3-phosphatase activity; protein tyrosine phosphatase activity; phosphatidylinositol-3,4,5-trisphosphate 3-phosphatase activity. Gene Ontology annotation, cellular component: cell projection; nucleus; plasma membrane. The coding region runs from base 531 to 1766 and encodes 411 amino acids. NCBI's taxonomy places the organism in Eukaryota, Metazoa, Chordata, Actinopteri, Moronidae. Gene Ontology annotation, biological process: cell motility; protein dephosphorylation; negative regulation of cell population proliferation. The transcript has 9 exons. The record is from RefSeq and is a predicted model, not a curated record.